Molecule: messenger RNA, 1664 nt
Organism: Cryptomeria japonica (Japanese cedar)
Lineage: Eukaryota; Viridiplantae; Streptophyta; Pinopsida; Cupressales; Cupressaceae
Exons: 1
Coding region: 254-1336 (360 amino acids)
Biological process (GO): L-arginine biosynthetic process
Cellular component (GO): cytoplasm; chloroplast thylakoid
Molecular function (GO): arginine binding; acetylglutamate kinase activity
Source: RefSeq, a predicted model, not a curated record
CCUCUGAUGUGGACAGGUGCUCUCCACGUAGAUUUAUAAAUAUUUUUUCUUCACAAGCAUGCUUCAUAAGAUUUGCAUCUUCCAGGAAAGAUGUAGAGCCGGAUUUUUGCGUAGUUAUGGCAGACAGCUUAAAUGGGGAACCUGUUCUGUUAAAAGAAAUUUGGUUUCUUUAUUCUUAAACAGUGUGGUUGGCUUUUCGAAUCUCAGUAUAAAGCAUAGACCGCAUUGAGGGCAAGCAGCUCUGUGAUUCACAAUGCAGACGAAAUCAAUGGCGAGUCCCAUGUCUGCAGGUGGGUUUGCUUCAUCAAUUUCCUUCUCUUCAUCCCUCAAAUGCCCACAAACAAUAAGUUAUUUGUUGCCCAGAUUUAGAAACCCAUUAACAAUAGACCCUAGGUUUUUAAAACUCUCAUUGGAAAAGUCAUGUAGUUCUAGGGUGGUCACAUGCGCGGUUGCUAAUACAGAGCGAUUAGCUCCCAAAAUUGAUCUUCAUACUGGGCAAGAUAGAGUGGACAUAUUGUCAGAGGCCUUGCCCUUCAUUCAGAAGUUCCAAGGUAAGACUGUUGUAGUUAAGUAUGGAGGAGCAGCCAUGAAAAGUGAGGUUUUAAAAGAUGGGGUUAUUAAGGAUUUGGUGUUGCUUUCCUGCGUGGGAUUGAGGCCUGUGUUCGUCCACGGUGGUGGCCCAGAAAUCAAUGAAUGGCUUGGUAAGGUGGGGAUUCAGCCACAGUUUAAGAAUGGUCUGAGAGUCACAGAUGGGCCUACCAUGGAGGUUGUGGAGAUGGUGCUGGUGGGAAAGGUGAAUAAAUCAUUGGUUUCUUUGAUCAAUAGGGCUGGGGGCAAUGCUGUGGGGCUUUGUGGGAAGGAUGGGAAGCUCAUCACUGCAAGGCCAGCAGGCGGUGAUUUGGGUUUUGUGGGAGAAGUUGCUGACGUAAAUACUAGUGUAUUGAAGGCCAUUGUUGCUAACGGUAGCAUCCCUGUGAUAGCGUCUGUUGCAGCUGAUAACAAUGGGCAGGCAUAUAAUAUUAACGCUGAUACUGUGGCAGGGGAAAUUGCAGCUUCUCUGGGUGCAGAGAAGCUCAUAUUGUUGACUGAUGUAGCAGGAUUGCUUUUGGAUAGAAACAAUCCCCAGUCACUUGUGAAGGAAGUGGAUAUAAAAGGCGUGAAGAAGCUUAUGGAGGAGGGGACUGUUUCUGGUGGAAUGAUUCCUAAAGUGAAUUGCUGUAUUAGGUCUAUCGCGCAGGGAGUUCGAACUGCUAGUAUCAUUGAUGGGAGGCUUCCUCAUUCUUUGCUGUUUGAGAUUCUUACAGAUGAAGGGGCCGGGACAAUGAUCACAGGUUGAUUGAGUGAUACGUGAUGUGUUUGAGGAAUGUUUCUUCUUUUUGGCUGCUUCAGUUAUUAUUGUAGGUUUCUUGCCAUGAAUAAAUAUUUCAUGUCUUCGUAUUCUGAUUUAUAUUGGAAUAGGGUUUUGACAUGCACAAAGUGGGUGAUUCAUAUCACAAUCCAGUAAGAGUUUGUUAAUUGCAAAAAUUGCCGAGCUCCUAGCUCCUCUAGAAUAUCUAGAAAGUGGGGAUAAAUAUUGCACAAUAUGCAAUGGAGAUAUAUAAUCUUCUGUAAGAGUCUUUUUUUCAUUUAUCAAUUAAAUAAAUUGGCGAGUUCUAAUUACCAUU